AUGGGACCCAGGCAUGAACCACUUCAACAAGAAAUCAUUGCCACGUUGACACUGCACUUCAAGUACAACGAUCUCACGAUGUCGCAACCCAAAGCCUUCGACGAGAUUUCGGGCAUCGAUGCUGCCAGGCAACUUAUUCAGCUCGAAAUCUUAAUCGGAGCAUGGGCGGAGAUGACUGCUCAUCCAAACUUCGUCCGCAAGACUCAUGUCAGACGGACGGAACUUGAUACCGCAUAUUUCGCCAAGGAACGGCUGGAGAAAGUCGGCUGGGGGGCAGAUACAGUGACAACGGGAUUUGCGUCUGCGGAGUCUGGCUGGCUAUGUCUGCUAGAGAUAGGGCAUGCGUCAUGCAUUGCUGCUUCUGGCGGAUCUACUCCCGCUGCCUCAACAGAUGAUCGAAUGAGAUCAACCGAGUGCGCCACGUGGUGGUCACACGACGACAACACUCAUCACCACCACACCAACGCUGAUGUCCUCCACGGCAAUGCCCACGUACCAAAGCUUCAAUCUGCCGCACCAAACUAG
Molecule: messenger RNA, 525 nt
Organism: Letharia lupina
Lineage: Eukaryota; Fungi; Ascomycota; Lecanoromycetes; Lecanorales; Parmeliaceae
Exons: 4
Coding region: 1-525 (174 amino acids)
Source: RefSeq, a predicted model, not a curated record